Molecule: messenger RNA, 2487 nt
Organism: Crotalus tigris (Tiger rattlesnake)
Lineage: Eukaryota; Metazoa; Chordata; Lepidosauria; Squamata; Viperidae
Gene: DNAI1
Product: dynein axonemal intermediate chain 1
Exons: 20
Coding region: 177-2294 (705 amino acids)
Biological process (GO): cilium movement; outer dynein arm assembly
Cellular component (GO): outer dynein arm
Molecular function (GO): dynein heavy chain binding; dynein light chain binding
Source: RefSeq, a predicted model, not a curated record
AAGUGAGGGAAAGAUCGCAGCGCUAUGCCUUAGCUCGAGGGCCCUUCUCGCCCCCAGCAGCUGCCUCUAUGGUCGCUUCCGGUUGGUUGCCAGGGAUGCCGGAGUCAACUUCCGGCAGCUGACGAGCAGGGUGGAAAAAGGACGGCCGCGGCGGAGGCGGCGGCGCUGCUCUCAACAUGCCCGGGAAGCAUCUCUACCAGCGCAAGCAGAGUCAAAUUGGACUUCGACCUUCAAAAUCAACUACAAGGAGAAGGGAUGAGGAGGCGGGUGUCGAAGUGGGCGAGGGCGCUGACGAAUGGUCCCAGGCCAAGACCUUAAUCAAGCCCCCAGACCAGCUGGACCUGACAGAUGCAGAACUGAAAGAGGAAAUAACCCGCAUCCUGACAGCCAACAACCCACAUGCUCCACAGAAUAUUGUCAGAUACAGUUUUAAAGAAAGAGCCUACAAGCAAACCUCAGUGGUGGAGCAGAUGGCAGUGCACUUCUCUCUUUGUGGCAACCUGAUCUUCAAAGAUUCGGAUGAGGGUCGCAGACAGGGCAUGAGAGUCAGUUCAUCUGUUGUAGGUCCUGUUUCAUCUGUGGUUGUGGACUUUGACGCCCUGGAUGCAGAACUCAAAGAAGCCGAAGCUGAAGGAGGCGAAGAAGAAGAAGCCGAAGUAGUGAUAGGGGAGAAGCCAGAAUUGCUAGAAAUCCAGAUUGAAAAAGAGGAGGAAGUCCGUCCACGAGGCCAGCAAGAACGGAAGCUCACCAACCAGUUUAAUUUCAGCGAAAGAGCCUCACAGACCUACAACAACCCUGUGCGGGACAGGGCCUGCCAGAUGGAGCCCCCGCCCAGAGCAACUUUCUCGGACACCGCCAAUCAGUGGAACAUCUACGACGCUUAUGUGGAAGAACUGCAAAAGCUGGAGAAGUCAAAGGAGAAAGAAAAACAGAAAGCUCCCACAGCCAAGAAAGAAGACAAACUAAUGGGAAGAAAAUUAACUUCUCUGGAAUCACAGAGCGACGACAUCAACAAAGUGGCCAAGGCGGCAAAGAUCGUGGAGCGGAUGGUCAACCAGAACACUUUCGAUGACAUCGCUCAAGAUUUCAAGUACUUUGAAGAUGCCUCGGACGAAUACAGAGAUAACAUGGGGACGCUGCUGCCGCUCUGGAAGUUUCAGUACGACAAAGCCAAGCGGCUGGCCGUCACUGCCCUCUGCUGGAACCCCAAAUACAAAGACUCGUUCCUCGUUGGACAUGGCUCUUAUGAUUUCAUGAAGCAGAGCCGGGGGAUGCUCCUGCUAUACACCCUCAAGAACCCCUCUUUCCCCGAGUACGCCUUCCCCAGCGAGAGCGGGAUCAUGUGCCUUGACAUCCACGUUGACUACCCCUACCUGAUUGCGGUGGGUUUCUACGAUGGCAACGUGGCCAUCUACAACCUGAAGAAACCUUCUGCCACGCAGCCGGGCUACAAAAGCAGCAGCAUGUCUGGGAAGCACACCGACCCCGUCUGGCAGGUGAAGUGGCAGAAAGAUGACAUGGACAACAAUUUGAAUUUCUUCUCGGUCUCUUCAGAUGGCCGCAUCGUCUCCUGGACCUUGGUUAAGAAUGAACUGGUCCACACAGACAUCAUCAAGCUGCUGGUUGAAGGAGCGACAGUGGAGGGGCCGGAGGGGCUGCAGCUUCAAACCAUGGGCUGUGGGACUUCCUUUGAUUUCCACAAGAAGAUUGAUUAUCUGUUCCUCGUGGGUACUGAGGAAGGCAAAAUCUACAAGUGCUCAAAGACCUACUCAAGUCAGUUCCUGGACAUCUUCCAUGCUCACCACAUGGCCGUGGAUGCUGUGAGCUGGAACCCCUUCCAUGGUAAGGUCUUCAUUUCCUGCAGCUCAGACUGGACCGUGAAGAUCUGGGACCACACCAUCAAGACACCCAUGUUUAUCUACGACCUGAAUUCUGCAGUUGGCGACGUGGCCUGGGCACCUUAUUCCUCCACCGUCUUUGCGGCUGUAACCACCGACGGGAAGACCUACAUCUUUGACUUAAGUGUCAACAAAUACGAAGCUAUUUGUCACCAGCCAGUGGUAGCCAAGAAGCGAAACAAAAUCACCCAUGUCCAGUUCAACGCCAUCUACCCCAUCAUCAUCGUCGGGGAUGACCGUGGGCACGUCACCUGCCUGAAACUCUCUCCCAACCUCCGUAAGAUGCCGAAGGAGAAAAAGGGUCAAGAGGUCCAGAAAGGGCCCGAAGUGGAAAUCACAAAACUGGACAAACUCUUGAAUUUGGUGAGAGAACCGGCAGCCAAAACCAGCAAGUGAGCCACGUCCAACCUGCCCUUCUCCCCACGGAAGGGAAGCACCCCCCGAGUCCGGACGCGAGAACGCUUUGUCCAGGGGGUGGUGUGUGCGGCUGCGUGAAAGUGGCCUUUAUUUCCAACACAAAAAGGUGGUGGGUUUUUUUUUUGUUGUUGUUGUUCAAAUGCAGAAAAAUAAAAGUGGAGAUUUGACACCA